This is a messenger RNA of Beta vulgaris subsp. vulgaris (sugar beet), 1979 nucleotides long. Its product is annotated as fasciclin-like arabinogalactan protein 16. The coding region runs from base 212 to 1558 and encodes 448 amino acids. NCBI's taxonomy places the organism in Eukaryota, Viridiplantae, Streptophyta, Magnoliopsida, Caryophyllales, Amaranthaceae. The transcript has 3 exons. The record is from RefSeq and is a predicted model, not a curated record.
UCCCCCAAGCAAAUUCCCCAAUUGGCUACUUUUCCUUCACACAACUCCAAACAAACCUUCUGCUUAAAUUCACAUGCUCCACUGUCAUUUCAAACACAAAGCACAAGAACAAAAUAGCACCUGAAGAACAAAGAAUCAAACAAUAAAAACACACACAUACACUAAAUUUUUUUCCCUCUCCCUCCAUUUUCAUAUUCCUCAUUUAAGCGCCAUGGAUAAAUCCCACCUCCAUGGCCUCUCCAAAUAUUUCAUCCUAAUAUUUUUCUCUCUUUCUUUAGUAUUUGCAUCUGCCAACAAACCCAAUAGCACAGUGCAAAUUAACUCGAAUUCCAUCCUAGUCGCACUUCUUGAUUCGUCCUACACCGAGUUAGCUGAGUUGAUAGAGAAGGCUCUUUUGUUACAAUAUCUGGAAGAUAUGGUGGGCAAACACAAUCUUACCAUAUUUGCUCCGAAGAAUGAGGCUCUAGAACAGGACUUGAAUCCGGAGUUCAAGCGAUUUUUGCUUGAACCUCGAAACCUUAAGUCCCUCCAGAGCCUCAUUCUUCACCACAUUGUCCCUUCUCGAGUCAACUUAACUAAACAAGCUGAGUUCACUCGGAAAAGGGCGUUGUCCAACCACCAUCUCCGCCUUUCAUUGAAUAACAAGAGAAUGGUGGUUGAGGAGUCGGUUGAGGUAAUAGACAAAAACUCAAUAAUAAAACCUGAUGGAUUAAUCCAUGGGAUCGACAGGGUUCUCGUUCCUCAUUCAGUUCUAGAGGAAUUCAAUAAUCGUCGGGAGCUCCGCUCUAUAUCAGCGGUGCUCCCAACGAGCGCACCAACAAUGGAUUCUCGAAAGAGGACCCAACAUCGAGGUGCAAAGAUGGGACCAGCUGGUGCACCACCAGCUGUUCCCAUCUUUGACGCACUGGCGCCAGGGCCUUCACUAGCCCCGGCGCCAGCACCUGGACCUGGCGGGCCCCACCAUCAUUUCGAUGGGGCCAGCCAGGUAAAGGACUUCAUCACUACCCUAACCCAUUACGGAGGCUACAACGAGCUCGCCGAUAUCCUCGUAAACUUGACAUCGUUAGCCACAGAGAUGGGGAGGCUGGUUUCGGAGGGGUAUGUAAUUACAGUAUUAGCCCCCAAUGAUGAGGCCAUGGGUAGGUUGACAGCUGACCAGCUAAGUGAGCCAGGAGCUCCAGAACAGAUAAUGUACUACCACAUAAUACCAGAGUACCAAACGGAAGAGAGUAUGUACAGUUCAGUGAGGCGUUUUGGUAAAGUAAACUAUGAAACGUUGCGUUUGCCUCAUAAGGUUAUGGCAGAGGAAGCUGAUGGGUCGGUCCGGUUUGGUCAAGGUGAAGGGUCGGCUUAUUUGUUUGACCCGGAUAUUUAUACGGACGGUCGGAUCUCUGUUCAGGGUAUUGACGGCGUUUUGUUUCCGUCGGAGGAAGUUAAGGCGCCGCCGGCUGUGAAAAAGGUUGUUGCUAAGCAAAGAAGAGGAAAAUUGAUGGAAGUAGGGUGUACGUUAGCUGCAGCACUUGGACAUGAUUCAUAUUUUGCAUAUUGCAGUCGAUGAAUAUACUUUCAUUUUAAACGAUUAUUAUUUGUAAGAUGAAGAAGUAAUGUGUCGUGAUGAAAAAAAGAACAGCAGAAAAAUCUUUAGCUAUGUAAAAUGUUGUAGGUUUAAAAUGUCAUCGAAAUUGUAUGAAGUUUGGGGAACGAAGUUUUCCAACUUAUUAGGAAUCUACCUCAGAUUCUUAAUCCUUGAUUAAAGAGAUUAUUUAUGUAGGAAUUCUUUUGGGAAGAUCUUUGUAAUUAGAAAAGCAAUUCUUUGAUUACAAUUUAUAUUUAUGUAUUUUAGAAAAGGGGAGUUGUUGUUGUGUAGGGUUGGCCACCGUGUGACAAGUGGAAUUUUGGUAUAAUUGGCUUGGUUUGAUUUUGUAUUACGUAUUCCCAACAUAAACUCAAAAAUCUAGUUCCAUCAUGACUUGCUAAGA